CACUAUAUAUUCUUAAAAUUCUUCACGACAGGCUUUUUCUUUUGGCCUGAUAUUUCGAUACUACAAUAUUUUUUAUUGAAUUGAUUGGCUCACGCGAGAUCAGCUGGUCUCGCGUUCUCACGCUCUCCCGAGGUCGCAUCUAUUCUCGUAUUUUUCUUCGCAUCAAUCGCAAGCCACCCGCAGGGGUCCGCCCCUUUUCACAGACCGCGACAGCAAUACGAGCCACAAGGGCGCCAUUCCCACGCAACUGUCACAGCCAUGCCCUCUCUUUUCUCAUCCUCGCGCGACCUGGGCGCCAGCAGACCACAAUGGCCUCCGCCGUGGACAUAAUCACCUACAUCGGUAUUCCUCUCGCCGUUCUCGGUGUCCUCCCAACCAUAUACACAUGUCUCAAGAGCUUCUUCACCCUGCGCGAAGUCACGAAGACGUUGCAGCGAAAUGGCGUCACGGCGAUAACGCGCAGCGCGUUGCUUUCCGGGAUCGUCGAGAUUGAGAUUCAGCGCCGCAGCAUCAUCCCCCUCGAUCGCUCGCAUCCGAAGUAUUUCGCCCUGCGGGAGCAGCACAGUAGCUUGAAGGGCGGGUCGUGGACUUUAUUCUACUGGAAAGAGCUGGUGAUUGGGGUGAAGAGUUACCGGCUGCAGUACCAUGACCAGUUGUCGCAGCCACAGGCGGAGGUACAAUUUGAAGCGCUCAUAGCGUUUUUGUUGGAUAGAGGCGCGAUGCCGAGGAAGGAGGGGUGGGCUGAUUUAAGGAGUGCAGGGCUUUGGACACCUGCUGGGACGAGGUUGUUGGUGAGCCCGGUGUCGAAUGAGGAUGUGUUGACUGUGGCUUUGAGUGACGACUCGGAUGGAAUCCUCAGUUUGAGCCUGAACUGGAAGGCGGAGUGGGAUCGAGGGGGAAAGGAUAGCCUGCCACCAUACUGGGCGAAGAUUCAACCGCCUCUGAAGAAGGAGGAUGUUUUUGCGAAGAUGGAAGAGGAGUCGCGAGCAGGGGCUGAGUCUGAUGAUCAGAAUGAGGUGGAGGCCAAAGGUGGCUUUUUGGAUGAUGACAGCGCUGACGGCGAACUGGAGAAGGAUUCUGCCGUUCGAGUGAGGAUCUCCGCAGCGGGUCUUCAAGAAGGACACCCUGAAGAUGAUCCCAAGACCAAACUGCCGCUCUUCCAUAUCCGCUCCGAACCCUCCUUUGCCGACUCUACCGCUGGUUUCUGGUUUUGCUGCGCUGUUACUGCUUUGAAGGCCUCUGACGGCGGACUUUGGGCAUUUUGCAUCCCCGAAGACGUCGUUGCACUCGCUCGAAGAGAGAGUGUUCCAUGUGGAGUCAUGGUCUUGCUAGGUGCCAUGACAGACGAUGAGGUGCCUGCCUGGCGUACACCGUACGACGAGCAGGCCGAGAGCUUUGAGAGGCACGUAAAGUUCGCAGAGAGGAGUCGACAAAUGGCUGAGGAGAAUCGCUUGCCCCCAGCUGAGCGCGAAAAGGCGAGGAGGAAACGUAUGGCACAAGAAGCGACGGAUUUCCAUAAUGAGUCCCAGAGACGGAUGCGGAGGCUGCAGCAACGGUACGAAGCUGAAGUGCUGGAAGCUUUGCAAAGUCAACGACUCUCGAUAUCCAUCGUUGCAGAAGCGAAUCGGAAAUGGCUCGUCAAGAGAUUCGACCUUCCCGACACGCUCAGUAGUCGAGACCUGCUUCAACAAGUGUUGUACGGAAUGGUCCAAAAUGCAUCGUUUGCGAAGCGGCUUGCUGCGAUGUUGGAUUCGUGGAAAAGUUGGAGUCAGUCCGGAGGCAUGACGAAGGGCCAUUACCUCGACAUCAAGCAAGAUAAUGCGGCGUUCGCAUUGGCUAGUUUUGUUCUGGAUGCUAUAAGAAGCACUGUCAAUGAGCCGACCGGCAGUGUGGUUGGGGAUCUGCAAGAGUGCCUGAGGAUGUGGAACAAGGUUCGUUUGGGCUGAUAUUGGCUCUAUCGCAGGUUGAUCGACUGAAUGUGGGUAUCUUAUAUCGUAGGCAGUUGGAGCUCAAUGAGACGAAACAGGAAUAGUAUUCGACGUAAACAUAUCGAAGACUGCCCUUGUAGGGUAUUCUUAUUACCUGUGAUCGUCCAUAUCGCUAGGUUGACUGAAAAGCCUGUCGGGAUUUAUUUUGAUUGGUUCUGACUCUCGACUGAAGUCGAAUUGAGUGAAGUUCCAUUGAUGAAUUUGGC
This is a messenger RNA of Westerdykella ornata, 2194 nucleotides long. RefSeq lists its product as uncharacterized. The record is from RefSeq and is a predicted model, not a curated record. The transcript has a single exon. Bases 309 to 1946 code for a protein of 545 amino acids. Lineage: Eukaryota; Fungi; Ascomycota; Dothideomycetes; Pleosporales; Sporormiaceae.